GUGGUGCUCCACGUGAUCCCAGUCAUGUGACGAGGAAACAACUCAAACGGCAACAAGAGGCUCACUAGGUAGAUGCAGGGACUUUAAAUGAGUUCCAUGUAAUCUUAUUUUAGGCUAACUUGUAGCAGUCAUGGCUGCCGUUUUCCUCCUCCUCGCCUUCGCGUCUCCCGCAGCGGCUCGUUACACCGCGAACUGGACGAGUCUGGACGCCAGACCGCUGCCUUCAUGGUACGACGAAGCAAAGGUGGGGAUUUUUGUCCACUGGGGAGUAUUUUCAGUGCCAGGCUUCGGCAGCGAGUGGUUCUGGUGGCACUGGCAGGGUCAGCAGCCGCCUGACCCGAAGUGUGUGAGCUACAUGUCCAAGAACUACCCGCCCGGCUUCAGCUACCCGGAUUUCGCCCCUCAGUUCCACGCGCAGUUUUUCAACCCGGAGGAGUGGGCGGACAUCUUCAAAGCCUCUGGUGCAAAAUAUGUUGUCCUGACUUCCAAACACCAUGAAGGAUUCACUAACUGGGGGUCUCCAUACUCCUGGAACUGGAAUUCUGUUGAUAAUGGUCCUAAAAGGGACUUAGUGGAAGACCUGGGAGAUGCAGUUCGCAACCGAUCGCUGCACUAUGGCCUCUACAACUCCUUGUAUGAAUGGUUCAACCCCCUCUACUUGGAGGACAAGAAGAAUGGAUUCAAAACCCAACAGUUUGUGAUGCAGAAACUACUUCCUGAACUCUAUAACAUUGUUGUAAGGUACAGACCUGAGGUGAUUUGGUCUGACGGCGACUGGGAAGCGCCAGACACCUACUGGAACUCCACCCAGUUUCUGGCGUGGCUUUACAACGACAGCCCUGUCAAAGAUACUGUUGUGACCAAUGACCGAUGGGGGCAAGGCACUGCCUGUAAACAUGGUGGCUUUUAUAACUGCCAGGACAAAUACACGCCAGGCCAGCUGCCCAAACACAAGUGGGAGAAAUGUACAUCUGUGGACACUUUAUCCUGGGGUUACCGACGAAACAUGAAGUUCAAAGAACUGAUGGACUUACCUGCUAUUAUUGACGAUCUGGUCAACACAGUGGCUCUUGGAGGAAAUUAUCUUCUCAAUGUAGGUCCCACAGCCGACGGGACAAUUCCCAGUGUGUUUGAGGAGAGGCUGAGGGGUCUUGGCGCCUGGCUGGAAACCAACGGAGAGGCCAUCUACGCCACCAAACCCUGGAGGGUCCAAAUGGAAAACAGCACUGUGCCAGUGUGGUAUACCUCAAAAGGUGCCACGGUCUACGCCAUUGUAACAGCCAAACCCCCAACAACUAUACUGAAGCUGUUGAUCCCCCAAACAUCAGCAACAACUAAGGUGACUCUCUUGGGGCGUCCGUCCCCCCUCCCUUGGGCACCGGUCUACCCUAAUGCAGGUCUCUCUGUCCUUUUGCCUGAGCUACCUUUCACUCCUGGUCAAGCCUGGACACUCAAACUGGACAAUGUCCAGUGAAAUUUGAAGUUAUAAAAUAUUCACCAUGUAAGGUGAAUAUUAAAGGUGAAUUUAAAUAUUAAAUUCAAUUCAUGUUUUAAUUUUUCACUUUGGAGGGAUAAUAGGACAAUGCUUAAGGGAAUUUUUUUUUUACAUCUUUGAUCAUUGCUUUACUGAUCUGAAAACUUGUUUAUUGUUAACAUAUGACAGUGUCUUAUUUAAAAAAAUAAAUGUUUUUGAAACAUUUUUAUUACCAUAAAUGAAAAGUGGCAUUCCUGUUCAACCUGUGGAUAUUUCUCAGCUGAUUGUUUCCAAUUUUGUGGAAAAUAAACACUCUCUCGCAAAUUUA
Messenger RNA from Poecilia latipinna (sailfin molly), 1802 nucleotides. Its product is annotated as alpha-L-fucosidase 1. Lineage: Eukaryota; Metazoa; Chordata; Actinopteri; Cyprinodontiformes; Poeciliidae. Bases 131 to 1474 code for a protein of 447 amino acids. The record is from RefSeq and is a predicted model, not a curated record. Gene Ontology annotation, biological process: fucose metabolic process; glycoside catabolic process. The transcript has 8 exons. Gene Ontology annotation, molecular function: alpha-L-fucosidase activity. Gene Ontology annotation, cellular component: lysosome.